GCCGGAGUGAAGUCGUGAAUGUUGACAUUCAAUAUGGCGGUAUGUCGUCAGUGCUAUGCUGUGUCGUGCUUGUGAGUGUCGGUUUCGGGCAAACGGUAUAGCCUAUAGAUAGAAACAGAAUAUACGAUUACCUUCAACAAGCCGAUGUACCACAGAGCUCCGAUUCAGCAAGCAUUGAAGACAUCUGAGGAUCUAGUAUAUCAUAAUCAUAAGUAGAUUUAUUUUUCAAUAUUAGUGGUUUUGGUGAAGAAAUUGUGACACUUGUGAAAGAGACAUGUUGGUGUUCCAAUGAACACAAAGACUAAAGAAAAUGUGAUUUGUUUUCAAUAAAUUGUAACCACUUUUUAAAUUACAUUAUUCUGUGAUAUAUUCGUAAAUACAGCGUUUUUCGAGAAAUAUACACAGAAGAUACUGCAGUAAACAAGGAAUAAUGUCAAGCAAUCCUCAGUGGAAGAUGUUCCAGCCGCCAGAUUCACACUCAUCACCCCUGCAGGAUAUUCUUGAUCUCCAGCAUUCUAAUAUGCAGGCCAAACAGGCCUAUCGAAAUGGUACAUUUAGCAGCGAUUAUCCAAGUUCUCCAAGAGACAAUUAUAACAACGUGGGAAAGACUGGCGGGGGUGGCGGCAACCGCUUCACUCUCGCCAACUACAACAUAGACGGGUGCCCGAUGGGCGACUCGGUGGGGGUGUACUCCUCCAGUUCCAAUAACACAUCGUCCCAGCAAUAUGACUCUGUUAACCACCCGCCUAUCAGAGAAACUGGGAUUAUUGAAAAGCUACUGCAUUCCUACGGAUUCAUACAGUGUUGUGAGAGGCAGGCGCGUCUGUUCUUUCAUUUUAGCCAGUUUAGUGGAAACAUUGAGCAUCUCAAGAUCGGGGAUCCCGUGGAGUUUGAGAUGACUUACGAUCGCCGCACGGGCAAGCCUAUUGCCUCUACAGUCACCAAAAUAGCACCUGAAGUGGUAUUGAGCGAGGCGCGAGUAACGGGCACCGUGACCACCGAAGUGAAGGGCGAGGGCUCCGGCGACAACACGGGCAGGAUAUCGUACGAGAACCGCGGCGAGUGCUUCUUCUUGCCUUACACGAAGGACGACGUCGAGGGCAACGUCACUCUGCACACAGGCGACGCUGUCAGUUUUCAGAUCGCUACCAAUCAGAGGGGCACCCUAGGCGCGUGCCACGUGCGUUUCGAGAACCCCGUGCACCCGGUGAAGUACCAUGGCGUGGUGUGCUCCAUGAAGGACAACUUCGGCUUCAUCGAGCGCGCCGACGUGGUCAAGGAGAUCUUCUUCCACUACUCGGAGACUAAGACCAAAGAGGAGCUCGCGCUGGGCGACGAUGUUGAGUUCAUCAUUCAGACUAGAAAUGGAAAGGAAGUAGCGUGUAACAUAACGAAGCUGCCAAGCGGCUCCGUGGUGUUCGAGGACGUGAGCCCCGAGAUGAUGAAGGGGCAGGUGCUGAAGCCGCUGGAGAAGGGCGCCGCGCGCGCGCCGCAGAACGACCCGCUGCCCGGCCGCAUCCGGUACCGCGCCGCGGACCACUCGGAGGUUGAGGUGCCGUUCGGCGACAAGGAUCAGUGCGGCGAGUUCACGCUGAAGCACGGCGACUGGGUGCAGUUCCAGGUGGCCACAGACCGCAGGGACCAGCUUAAGCGCGCCACCAACAUCUCCUUGCUCGACGAGUCCUUCAACGUUUCUGGAGAGAGGCGGGAGCAAGGCGUGGUGUGUUCUCUCCGGGAAGGCUUCGGGUUCCUGCGUUGCGUGGAGCGCGAGCAGACCAUGUUUUUCCACUUCGCGGAGGUGCUGCGUUUCGGCCUCAUGGCCGAGAACCCCAAGGACGCCAAGGACCCUAACAACGCCAACAAAUAUAUACUCAGUGUCGGUGACGAGGUGGAGUUCACGGUGGACCCCGUGACGUCAUUCUCGAACAUGAACACCCGCCAGAGCGCCAUCCGCAUCAAGCACCUGCCGCCCGGCUCCGUGCACUUCGAGACGCUGGUCGAGCGGGGAGUGCGCGGCGUCGUCACCAAGGAGGCUCAGCUGUACAGCUCCAACUCCAGCCCUACUCGGAACCCCCCUCCGGAAUACAAUGGCGUUAUCAGUUGUCAAAUAAAUGGAGCGAAGAAGAAUCUUACCUACAUGGCCAAAAAGUGCGACUCCAAGAUGUUGCCCCGAGUUGGCGAUAAAGUCAUCUUCGAUAUUUAUCAGGUGAAGAGAACCAAGGAGCUGGUAGCGAUGUCUGUGACGAUCCAGCACAGUCUGACGAACGGCGGCUCCAGCAACGGCAGCCCUUCGUCGCGGGGCGUGCUGCACGGCUUCAUCGCCGCGCUCAAGGACGGCUUCGGCUUCAUCGAGACCUCCGACCACAGCAAGGAGGUGUUCUUCCACUUCAGCAACCUGGAGGGCAACCCCGACAACCUGGAGCUGGGCACAGAGGUGGAGUACGGGCUGGGGCGCGCGGGCGGGUCCGGCGGCGGCUGCGCCAGCGCGGAGUUUGUGCGCGUGCUGCCGCGCGGCACCGUGCCGCUCGCCAAGCCGCUCGAGCCCGCGCUCAACGGCACCGUCACCCGCACGCUGCGGGCGCUCAACCCGGAUCAGCCUAAAUACUGCGGUCUGAUCCAAAUGGAGGGCGGGACUUCGUACGAGUUCGGCAUCAUGGGGCUGGCGUGCAAGCGCGAGAUCCUGCAGGUCGGCGACCCGGUCACGUUCCAGGCGGACGCGGAGGGCCGCGCCACCAACAUCGUGCCUAUACGCAAGAAGCGCCGCGCCACCGUCGACGCCAUCAAAGGAGGUUUCGGUUUCCUGUCGCUAUCGGUGGAAGCGGAGGAGCAGCGGCGGCUGUUCUUCCACAUGUCGGAGGUGCGCGGCAACCCCGCCGAGCUGCAGCCGGGCGACACCGUGGAGUUCGUCAUGCUCACCAACCCGCGCAACGGCAAGAGCAGUGCCUGCAACGUCGUCAAAGUCUCCAGCGGCAAGGUGGCGGCGAAGCCCCGGCCGGAGCGGCCCGAGCGGCUGCUGGCGCGGCUGCGCACGGCCUCGCUGGAGGAGUCGGGCGCGCCGCGCGUCAUCGUGGUGCGCGGCCCGCGCGGGCCCGACGGCUCCCGCGGCUUCCGUCCGCGCCGCCCCAUCGCAGAAUUAUUAGCCGAGUGAACAUCUGCGGGCGACGCACCGCGGCCUCUGGACACCGGCAGCUACGUUUGUAGGUAAACCUCCUAAUGGUUUGAUUUUUCAAUUCAAAUUGUUUCAUUGUAUUCACGAGAGACUGACUGAUUCUCUUUUCUUUAGCAGCAUUUAGAGAAAUUGUUUUGUGAUUUUUACUAACUGUAGGAGAAAAAACACUGUUAAUAAAUUGGCAGCUGCCAUAAUACCGAUCAAGUUACAUCCACGUUGCGGCUUGUGAUCAAUGAGCGAUGAACAUAUCAACUUUAACCGGACCUUUAUUAUUUGCUUAUUACAAAUCUUCUUAUUACGUUUGUGAGAGGUUCUUUUUCGCAUGGUUACUUUGUUCAAAAUUCCGUUUGACAUGUUGUACCUACUUUAGCUGUUAUUUGGUUUGGUUGUACUUUAGCUCUCGAAUGUUGUACAUACCCGCCGCAGCCGUCAGCCGCCGUCAGCGACUGACUGAUGCGAUGGUCAUCCGUUGAAUAUUUUAUGUGCUUAUUUGUAUGGAGAAAAAUCAUCUCCGACUCGUGAGUGUUCUGUACCCAGGACGCGUUCUGUCUGUAUGUAGGUGGCACAUAACAAAUGAGGGUUUCUAGAUCUCACGUUAUUGUAACUUAUUGCAAGUAGAUCUCUGUCGGUUUAGUCUCUUCUGUGAUUAUGUAAUUUUAUUGUGCAAUACAUUUGUAAAACAAAACUGUCCUGUUUAGGGCGAUACGGCGUGUCGCCUGAUGCUCUGUAAAUUAUUUUCAACGAUGUUACAAAACCAUGAGCAACGGUGACCUCUUUUCGAAGACUACACGGGCCUGAAUCCACUUUGUGAAUUCAUCUUAAAAUGUACCCCUGAUGAAUGUAAAUUAAUACUAUAUUUCCGGUUUUUUGCUCUUGAUACAAGUACAUGACUCAUUUGUGACACUUGGCGCCGUAUCAUAAAUGACAACAAUUUGAAUACACAAAGUGGAUGAACCCCAACUAUGAAAACAGGUUCCUUGCCGAUAUGUCUUAUAAUAAGACUCAGUUUGCCUUUUUGGAUGUAUUUACGAGUAAGUAGCAUUGUAAAGUUUGUGUUGCCUAAAUCACUUAAUGAAAUUGGCAAAUAUUUUUGUUGUAUAUUAUGCUGAGAAGAAAAGGUUCUUGUUAUAUACCAAAUCAAUGUUUACCAAAGGUCUAGAGGAUCAUGGAAUACUCAAACUUGGUAUGACUAUCUAUGUCUGUAUGUGUCUGGGUCAGUCGAUAAAUAAAAUCAAACCCGGGAAAUGAAAAUAGAUUUGAUCGGAGGCAACAAUAUUUUUCUGUUAAAUUUAACAGUGGAAUCUGAAUCAUGUGUAGAAAAAUAUACUAUUGGUCAAUUUCUUUUUACAAUCAAAUUGAAAAUAAACAUAAAACAAAGGUGUCCUUCUUUUAUUAAUACUAUAUCAAUUUUUGUAGGGUCUAACUUUGUUUAUACAAUCUGAAAUCAAAAUAAACAAAGUAAUGGUCUGUAGGUACUAUAAACAAUAAAAUCCAAUUGUGCUCUAACGUGUGAAUGUUUUGAAUAUUAGCGAGUUUGAAAUAUUCAUCGCAGGCUAAAAGGGGAAGAAACGAUUAGAUAACAAUUGAUUAUGGCGCGCGCCACUGUUGCGCACGGUGUGACGACACUAGCGAACUCUCGCUUUAUUGUAUCGAAUUACUGCGUUAAAGUCUGCCUAUUUAGUGCAACUUCAUUACAUAGCGUGGCCCUCACAGACCACCUUACUUGUCUGUCACCAUUAUAAUCAAUUUAUUAAAUAGUAAAUUAAUCGUAUUGGGAAAGAAAUCAAACCUGUUACAAAAGAAAAAUAUAUUACUUCUACUUGGCUAAAAUUAUCAAAAUGUCAAGAGUAUAAAGUAAUAUUACUGUGAAUAAAAAUAUCUAUAGUCCGUGUCUUUUUUGUUGUUGUGACGUCUAAUACGUCGAAUUUGUUUUUGAUGUAUUGGGAAGAACCUCUGAAACAGUAUAUGUAGAAUAAGAAAGAUAAAAGUUGGUAAGGUGGUGUGUGUCGGGCACGCGGCGCCGGACCGAGCCCGCCGCGGGCGUCUCAUCUAGCAUGUGCCGCCGCCACCACGAGUGCAUCGCACUAGCCGUCGGGCUAACACCGCUCUACCUUAUAUAUACUACCUAAACUAAAUGAACAAAAAUCAAACUAAUCGGAUAAAAAAGCAUUUAUAGAAGUAUGCAAUGUACUGGAAUGGAACCAAAGACUGAAAAAAUAUUUAUUACAAUAUUAAUAUUGGUGUUAGAUUAUUUUAAUUAACGGUAUGUUGUGAACAUUCACUUUGCGGUCGUAGAAAUGUUAUUGUUUGCCAUCGUUCGAUAUUGUUUUAUGGCAAAUGAAGUAUUUAUGACUGGCGGAUGUGUGGCGCGUUGUUACGUUCUAUACACGUAGCUUUUUGGAAUCGAUUCGUGUAGAAACUAGACGUUGAUUUGUAGCGGCGCCUGAAGUAUCCGUUGUGUGGACUGAGGUGAUAUAAGCAACACGAUGAUGUGUUCAGGAUCGUGUUGAGACGAAGGGACAGUGUGGCCGGCGAGGGGCGCCCGCCCGCCUCCUCGCCCCGCGGCCGUCUCUUCCUCCUUCUUUCUCAUCGUUACUAUCGAUUGCUUUGCUAGUGCUUUAUAUACUGCACUGCGCUUAUUGUUGAUCACAUACAUUUCUCGAUUAUUGUUUGAAAAUAUGUAAAAUAAAUUUAACAUGUAAGUCAAAAUAAACUUGUAUAGAAUAUUUAAAAAAUGUAAAAAAAGGAAUUUUGGACAAACGUUAAAAAUUGCGCUUUAUACUACAAGAUUUAAUUGCUGUAUCAUAUAUAUAUAUGCUCAUGUAACCAUAACUUAGUAAUAAUCUUAAUAAUAUAAUAAUCAGAAUAUUUGGUGUUGUAGCGUACGAAGGUAAGCCCCGGGUCAGUUCGGGUAUAGGUAUUAUUAUUAUACUAGUCUUAAACGAUUACGCCGAUUGUCAUAUGUACUACGCAGACUAUAGAUGUACUAGUGGUGACGACCGCCGGGAGCUGCCGCGGCCCCUGCCGCGACCAGUAGACUAGACACGCCACGACACAAGUAGCUUUAAUUUGGCGAACCUCAAGAAAAUGCCAGUGCCUAAAAGAACCUCUGAAACAGAAUAUGUCUAACAAAAUAAAAUGUUAUAAAAAAUAUAUAAGCCUUUCAGAAUUACAAACUUUUAAAGUAAUCAUAAGAGUUUAUUUUAAUUUAGUUGGAAUGUAUUCGUUAGUCAAGUUAUCUAUGCCAAAUGUUUAUACAACCCUGUACGGUGUUGGGAGCGUGAAUGAAAUGAUGUAGGUCACUAGCGGGCAGGCGCCGCAGCCCGCAGCGCGGAGCCGCGCACGCUUCUCACCUCAUGCCGACUGUCCAUUUAGUUUCACCGUCAGAUGUAUUUUACUACGUGAGUUUCUUGUAGAGAAGCCAUUAACACGGUACAACUUUCGAAUUUUAAUGUUAACGUGAUAAUUUUUAUAUAUGUGAUGCCUUUAUAGGAGUUGUUGAGGAACUGGCUACUUUACACGAUCCGUUAACGUGUUGUGAAAAAUGCCGGUCGCGGUGCCGCUCGGGCCUAAAUCAAAUCGUAAUCGGGGUCGAGAAAAGGUCUCACUAUCCUAUAAUACUUUCUCAGAAUCAUGUAUCUAUCUUUUUUUUUUGUAAUCCGAACUUAAUUUCAUAGUUAGGUUAGGUUCUCAUUCCACUGAGAAAGUAAUUAAUAUAAAAGUGAGAUGGCUCGAUGGCAUGGCGUCUCGCAAUUUUCGCAGAUCAUAACCUUCAGCGAUGGCUAACCUACGUGCUGAGUGCGGGCCCGUCUCGCUCACGGCGUCGCUGCCGCCGUUGCAGGGCGUCGAUGUGACGCCGGUUAGCUCGCUGGGCGGUUGUGACACCGUAUACGUUAGAACGAACGCAUAUUCUAAAGUUCUUGUGAUUGUUUGCCGUCUGCCGGCCCCGCGGGCCGGCACAUCAUGUUUAUAGCUUGUACGACUCGUGCGAAUAGGUACAUACAUAUACCAAUAAACGAUGUGAUUACGCCA
This is a messenger RNA of Leguminivora glycinivorella, 7201 nucleotides long. It is a transcript of the gene Unr, whose product is annotated as cold shock domain-containing protein E1. The transcript has 17 exons. Bases 431 to 3148 code for a protein of 905 amino acids. The record is from RefSeq and is a predicted model, not a curated record. Lineage: Eukaryota; Metazoa; Arthropoda; Insecta; Lepidoptera; Tortricidae. Gene Ontology annotation, molecular function: nucleic acid binding.